Molecule: messenger RNA, 228 nt
Organism: Aplysia californica (California sea hare)
Lineage: Eukaryota; Metazoa; Mollusca; Gastropoda; Aplysiida; Aplysiidae
Product: centrosomal protein of 152 kDa
Biological process (GO): centriole replication
Cellular component (GO): centrosome
Source: RefSeq, a predicted model, not a curated record
GAGGUCCAUCGGCUGAGCAAAGAAAGCCUGAGAGCUGAACUGGAGAGCAAGUGGGAGGGGGAGAGAGGGAGUCUGGUGGCUCAACAUACACACACUGUGGACUGUCUGAGGCAGGAAUUGGAAUCAGCCCACGCUGAGCUGGACAAGGUCAAGGCCGCCUACGUCCAGACGUGCCAGGACUCCGCUGUCUCCGAGGCUGACCUUCGCCGUGACCUUGAGGGACAGAAG